UCAAGUGGUUCGUCAAGCGUGGCAACGAUCUGCAAAGUAGUCGUUGUCGAAAGAGGUGCUAACGUCAUCUAUUUUACAUCGAGGCUCGCUGUCCGGCUAUACUUGAUGAUAUUUGGAAAAGAAACGUCAACAAUCAUUUCUUCCAAAGGAUCGCACAGAGUUUGUAAAAAGAGGAACUUUUGGCAGGCAUCACAAUGGCGCUCAGGCCAUUUCGGAUGGUGUCGUGCGUCCGUUUCGGUCGGCGAUACAGAAUUUUGGUCUGCUGCGCCUUCUUUGUUAUUCUUGGGAUGCUGGGCUUUCAACACAAAGAACAGGAAACUGAAAGCCUUUUACAAGAGUUAGUUGUGAGGCGGCAAAGCGAAACAAAAGGAGAGGACUCUGGCACCGUCAUUGGUGAAGCGCCAAAGCGAAACGUGUCGCAAGUCGCACGGUCCGUACCACGGCAGAAUCCGGACAGGUCUUACCAGUUAAAUGACGUUACCGAAGAAAACAAGAAGGUGUCCCACCGGUUGACUGACAUUUUGGAAGAACGCAAAAGGGUGGGACCAUGUCCAACAUUCCACAGCAGAGAAUGUACACCCAUUCCCAUCGAUCUGGUAUACACCUGGGUCAAUGGCUCAGACCAAACCCUACUGAGGAACCUGAGGGUGGCCAAAGAGCAACUGGAUGUAGAGCAAGGACUUCUGAGUGCCAAGCCGCAAUGCCCGCUGUCCAAAUGCGUGGUGGCACCCAUGGUGGUGUUUGAUCCUGGUCUACCGGAAAACACCACCUCUGAAGACCUAUCCGUGGCUUUGCCCUCCUUCUCCACUGCCAAGGCGGUGCUGCAGCUCACCAAACCCCAGCAACCCUCCCACAGAGUCACCGUGGUCGUCUUCCAUUCGCAAGCUGACGCUGAAAAGGCCUUGACGGAAACGCUCCGACACAAGACAUUGUCCAUCUACAAAAGCUACCUGACCACGGACCAAGCGGCUCCGGGUCUAGUCCAAAUGGAGACCCUGGCCUACCUCCACGGCUUCCCAAACUCCUACAAGGCGUCAGAGGAACUGCGAGGCAAAUUGCCGCCGGCCAUAACGGAAAAGAUAACAGCGUUGGAGUUGUACCCGGAUGCCAGCCUCGCUCUGCUCUUCUUCAGAACUCCACGAGACUUGACUGAUCUCCAAAAGGCUAAAAAUCAACUGAAAGUGGAUGAAAAGCAAGUGACCAUCAGUCCUGUUCACUUCUUCUGGAACAUGAGCGCCAUCCAACAGGUUGAACGUUGCCAAUUCGCAUGAUGCGACGUGAUUCCCUCUCUGAUCAUGUCAAAUAUAUCUAUCUUUUUUUUUUUUCCAGUC
This is a messenger RNA of Syngnathus acus (greater pipefish), 1331 nucleotides long. RefSeq names its product N-acetylglucosamine-1-phosphotransferase subunits alpha/beta-like. The transcript has 10 exons. Lineage: Eukaryota; Metazoa; Chordata; Actinopteri; Syngnathiformes; Syngnathidae. The record is from RefSeq and is a predicted model, not a curated record. The coding region runs from base 195 to 1271 and encodes 358 amino acids.